Messenger RNA from Branchiostoma belcheri (Belcher's lancelet), 5138 nucleotides. RefSeq lists its product as uncharacterized. The record is from RefSeq and is a predicted model, not a curated record. Gene Ontology annotation, cellular component: cytoskeleton of presynaptic active zone; presynaptic membrane. Gene Ontology annotation, biological process: regulation of synaptic plasticity; intracellular protein transport; regulation of membrane potential. NCBI's taxonomy places the organism in Eukaryota, Metazoa, Chordata, Leptocardii, Amphioxiformes, Branchiostomatidae. Gene Ontology annotation, molecular function: small GTPase binding; transmembrane transporter binding.
UUUUGCCCUUAGCGUAAACACGACGUGCAUCACAGUAGUCAGCGGUGUAAGGAAGUGGGAGGUUCCAAACGGUGUGUUAUGGUGAGAUUAAAUGAGUUAUCAUAUUAGGCAUCGUAUUCUCCGCCCGACCGUUUUGUUUUCGCCGAUUGGUCCAGCCCACGUUUUGCCCUUAGCGUAAACACGGCAUGUAUUCGUAGUGAGUGGAGUGAUUAUAAAGCUAGUAAUGCGUUACUGGGUUCCGUAUCCUGUGAGGAGGGAAGGAGUGGGCCACGGGUACACGGCUAUACGCAGCGCAGGGAUGAUUCAGCGGGUGUUGAAGUGGUCGGCGCCCCGGGACCAGCCUGCGUCCCCCGCCUCGCCGGCCGCCGCCGUGCCCAACUCCCCACCGAUGCCGGACCUGUCGGCGCUCACGGCCGAAGAGAUCCGCACGCUGGAGGCGGUGCUGGAGAGGCAGGAAGAGCUGGAGCAGUUAGAAGAACAGAGAGAAAAGAAGCUGAAGAGGAUGAUAGAGGAGUUUGAGACAAACGUGAGACAUCUGGAGCAGUCGGCUGCCACGCCGCGCGGCCUGGGCUGUGUGCCCGUCAUUGACCUGCGGCUCUGCCGACUCUGCUUCAAGACCAAGUUCGCGGACGGCAUCGGCAAACUGUGCGUGGACUGCAAGAGGAGAGUCUGCAGCAGAUGUGGAACGUUCUGCCGAAUCGUGGCUGAGAUGACGACAGGUAGAGAGAGAUGGCACUGCAACCUCUGCCAGCUGAAGCGCCAGCUGCUGUGCAUGACGGGAAUGUGGUACCAUGGCACGGUGAGCAGGCCGACUGUAUCCGUGCGCGAACUGCUCACCAGAAUACGUGACGUCAAGGAACUAGACAUCGAAUCUGACAAGGAAGAGGGAUCCAUGAGGCGCGCCAACGGAGGCCGUGCCCGUCUGAGGGACAUAAAAACAGACUCUGAGGACAUAAGUGAACUGAGACCCAAGACAAUAGCCAAGAGGAAAAAUCGUUCAUCCCAUAGAUGUUUACAAAGAUCUGUCGCCAUCACCGACGACCCUGAACAGCCGACGAGGGAACAGAUCGUCAUGGAGAGGCACGACAGCCUGCGGGAACUGAGAGCCAAACGUCGGAGCAGGUCUGACUUCUCCAAGAGUCCGACGCUGACCAGAAAUGACAGCCGUGGAAACCAAAUACCCCUUCAGCAAGGCGAGGGAGACUUCCACCCCGCAGUAUCAAAAGAAAGUCUGACGACUCGUGCUUUCUCGGAGAUCGGCGGAGACAUGAUGCUCCUCACUUCUUCGCUGAACGACGAUCUGCAGGACAUCGGCACCAGAAUUGAGUCUCCCUCCUCAGUACGAGUGAACCGCCGCACCAUGGCCAUGGCCGCCAUGGACGUCCAUAGCGGAUCGACACAAAGUUUGCCGAAAAUCGCAGUGGACAGGUCGAACACUAAGAGACCUCGCGGGCCGGUCAGAUACCCAACUAUCUCAUGUGAGGACGACAUUUCCCGCAAAGGUGCGCAUGCUCCACCGCUGAACUACCUUUGCCGAACGGCUAGUAUUGACCAGCCGGCAACACAGCUACCCGGAACACCCUGGAGACGAGACGCCAAAUCUGACACAUGCAGACCCUCGGAACUUCAGGACCUCCACCCACCAGGGUCGUUUGAGGUCACAUUGUACAAUGACGGCCGUUCUGAAGAACUGAGAAUGCGUGAUUUUACAGCUGCUAACUUCGGCCUGCAAAUCACCGGCGGCGUGAAGACAGAAAACGGUCGGCUUGCCGCUUACGUCACCGACAUCCGGGAGGGCGGUCCUGCCGACAAGGCGGACGUCAGACCAGGCUACAUCGUGCUGCUGUGGAACGGCUUCCCUCUCACGGACUUGACCUUCGAGCAGACAAAACGCGUCAUCGACGCCACGCGUGACGAGAACCACGUGACCCUGACCAUGACAUGCCCCGGACUGUCACCGUUUGGGAGUCGCUCCAUGCCUCCCAGCUGGCGAGGACCAGGCACUAGAAGCGGGAGUCAUCUCACGGCUCCAUCCAUGGCCUCAACAGUCGCAAGAGCGUCUACCGAGUCGUGCCCAAACGUGCGAGGGGGGAGCGUGUACCAGUCCAACCUGACCAAAGGCGACACGAGGAGCUGGCCUCUCCGGUUGCCUGUAGAGCCGAACUAUCUCCACACAUCCAACACCAGACCGUCCUCCGGAGAGCCGUCCGCGGCCGGGCAGGGGAAACUCAUGCGGAAAUCCAGCUUCAGUUCAGCCACCGGAGUGACCAUCAUGGUUCCGUCGGACGUCAGAGUCGAUCCUCCCGACGACAGAGCCGCCGGCCGCGCGGCGGGGGACAUCCCAACGUCGCGAUCGAAGGAAAGCCUCAGGCGUUCUCCAUCUCCCUCCAGCCAGGAGAUGUGGAUGCAGCGGAAACAGGAGAGACUCGCCUCCAGACGGGCCAGGACCGCGUCCGACGUCACGCGACCAGAAGGUAUAGAUUACGAGUCUCCCUCCUCCCGAAAACGUGCAGGAAGUUCCUCCAGCUUCGUGUCGUCUAUGGGAAGUGAGAUGUCUCUGUCGUCCCUGCUGCCGUCUGACGGGGAGAGUGACGGUGAGCUGGCCGCUCCCGAGGACACCUCCGGCGGCCCCGCACAGGUCAUCUGGAGUACCAAGGAAGAAGCGGACGCCUCCCUGGGCUACGUCAACCUGAGUCUGCUGAUGAGUAAGGGUAACAUGGAGGUCAGCAUCAUGUGUGCGCGGGGGAUCGGCGGGAAGGGCGACACCACCCUACCAGACACUUACGUUAAGACUUACCUUCUCGAAGAGGGUCGAAAACUGCACAAGAGAAAGACGAAGGUGGUUCACCAGAGCUCCGACCCAAACUACCAGAAGAAGCUGCUGUAUCCGGCCUGCGACGUCGACAACAGGGUUCUUCAGCUGAUGAUAUGGAAGAAAGGGAAGGGACUGGACAGUAACAGAUGUGUGGGGGAGAUCCGUGUGGAGCUGGACCGGCUGGACCUGAGCCAGAAGACGUCGGGCUGGUACAAGCUGCUCCCGCCGAUGACAGGCGACACAGGGUCCGUGGAGUCCCUCACCAUGGGAUCACACUAGCGCUGUUUGUAGGACCUUUUGAUUUCACUAACAUUUCUGUCAUAUACACCACUCAAAUGUUUCUAAUCUAAUUUUACGAUUCAUAUAUAUAUAUAGCUAGAUGGAUGAUAAUCACGAAGACCACAAAACUGGUCGAUUACUUUGACAUUGACUAUUAGUUAAAAGUGAGAGUGCUAUUAAACCUAUAGCUAGACAGUCAUGUCUUGUUGUCAAAACACGCAGAGUGACAAACUUCAUUCUUGAGCUUAGGUAGAUUUAAGUUGACUGAUUAUUGUACCUGUAUGUGUACAUUUGAUAUUCUUUGAACUAUGUUGGUCAUUAAGUGGAGUCUUAUUGAAGUGAAAUAGUCUAUUUUAAUUGAGACGUGGGUAAAACCCUUCCAGCGAAGGGAAGUGCUCGACAUUGUGAGAAGCAUCCCAGCAAUGUUCAAAUGUGAAGACUUUUCACAAGCUUUUGACAUUGGUCUGUCGUAAGUCAGCAGUGAUUACCAAAGAGGAUCAUCUAUACCGUUAUUUUUCACUGGUCAGAUGUAAAUAUUAGUUCGUGCAAAGAUAUUUAGUCACUGUGACGUUACAUUGCUAAAUUGUAGUUGGUUGAUACGUCUGAUGAUCAAACUUGAUAACACUCUAUACUUCUCAGAGGGAGAUAGAACAGAUGAUAUUUUGCGUGGUUUUAUGAGGUGUACAUGUAAGUUAACAUUAGAAGAAACAGGGGAACCAGGGUCGCUAAAGUCACGUGUUCUCUGCCUCACAUGUUAGUUGCUUGCGAGCAAAGCGUUUCUAGAAUGUGUCCAUUCCGACAACUUAGUCAAGAGUCAAAAACGCGUAUGAACCGACAAAUCAUACUAGCAAUAUAGUAUCUGGUCAAUCACUACGUAAUAAGUAUACACCAAAACGAUGCUGCUGUGUUCUUUGUAUUUGGAUAUGUACGAGUAUGCUUGAUUGAUCUACUACGUCCACUAACAUACAUCAUUGACAAUCAGAUGACAACCUCACUAAUCGGUCUAUACAAACAAAAAUAUCGCAUAUAUCGGCAAGAAAGGAAAACAUUUGCUUGGUGUUAUAGAUCUAUAGAGACAAUUACUACUGCAAGGAAAAAUGUAGGUGGCAAUGACAUAACCAGGUCUUCGACAUGAUGUAUAAGAUAUUUGGGGAAAGUUCUUAUUUCCAUGCAAUUUAAAGUUGAAUAUGGUCUUUGAACUGUGUAACAAAGAUAAAAUAGCCCAACAGUUGUUUGAUACGUCUAGCUGACUUUGGCAGUUUCUUGGCGUAGGCAUUUAACAUAUAUUUGCUUAUUUAUAUAAAUAAUCUAGAAUGGUUCGAUAUUAUUGACUUUUCUGAACUAUUUAACUUUGUGAUCAUGAACCUGAAUCGGGUACUAAUCAGAUAUUGCAAUCUCAUACGAAAGUUUUGUUUGUUAUCGUAUGCAUCUCAAAGCUAUAUUGUGUAUUUGAAUGUAAUUUUAUAUCGCUGGGUGUGCAAUAUUAAUACUGCCGGACAGACAGUGAAAGAAAAGUAAUUUUCAAUUUCAUAAUGUUUCACCGUGGUUUACCUACUUUCACGAUAGUCCUUGCCGCUUGUACAGGUCUUAUCAAAGAUAUAUGCCAUGCAUCAUGGCUGUGCAACUGUCAUCACUGCUUCUGUUACUAUCAAAGACAUCGCGGUUUAUUGCCUCAAUAAUGUACGACAAGAGUUGACCUAUGACACCAUGCGUGAGAGCAGAUGUGUACACCGUAUCAAGCAAUACCAUGUGUACUGAAAACAGACUUCAAAUGAUCAAGCUUAACAUUGUACAGAUUUCUACGACACGAUAUUGACGCAGUUGUUUUUUUUAUCUAUCUAUUUAUUUAUUUACGAUACAUCGUUGUGAUAUACAUGGAUAUCGAUGACGUAAGGCUGAAGGAUGACCUACUGGUUCCAGGUGUGAUUUUGUAACGGGUAGAAGGGAACACGUUUGGAAUCCACUGUUAAGGUACCCCAGCCGAGGAAAUAAAGGGAAUUUAUUAUAACAUUUCCUUUGUGUUUUACGUUUGUUAAUGGCCUCC